AUGCCUUCCGAAGGGAAGGUGUGCGUGUCCUUCCAAGCUUCGGAAGGGAGCCUUCCGAAGGGAAGGUGUGACGUCACCGCGUGUCGCGAGGGGUCCUUCCAAGCUUCGGAAGGGAGCCUUCCGAAGGGAAGGUGUGACGUCAGCACGAGGUCUCCUUCCAAACUUCGGAAGGGAGCCUUCCAAAGGGAAGGUGUGACGUCACCGCGUGUCGCGAGGGGUCUUUCCAAGCUUCGGAAGGGAGCCUUCCGAAGGGAAGGUGUGACGUCAUCAUGCCUUCCGAAGGGAAGGUGUGACGUCAUCGCGUGUCGCGAGGGGUCCUUCCAAGCUUCGGAAGGGAGCCUUCCGAAGGGAAGGUGUGACAUCAUCAUGCCUUCCAAAGGGAAUGUGUGA
Molecule: messenger RNA, 390 nt
Organism: Prunus armeniaca (apricot)
Lineage: Eukaryota; Viridiplantae; Streptophyta; Magnoliopsida; Rosales; Rosaceae
Source: the annotation of a GenBank genome assembly